Messenger RNA from Larimichthys crocea (large yellow croaker), 6558 nucleotides. It is a transcript of the gene znf512b, whose product is annotated as zinc finger protein 512B. The coding region runs from base 576 to 3017 and encodes 813 amino acids. Lineage: Eukaryota; Metazoa; Chordata; Actinopteri; Sciaenidae. Gene Ontology annotation, molecular function: zinc ion binding. The record is from RefSeq and is a predicted model, not a curated record. The transcript has 17 exons.
UUUUUUUUUUUUUUUACUCCUCCUUCGUAAUAAAGUCGCCAUUUUGCUUCACUGCCUAUAUAAACCAUCCCGUAUUCUAAUAUUUUUCCUCAAGGAGUCGGGGACCUACCUAUCUUUCUUGGCUAUUUCUAAUAUUUCUGGAGUGUUUGACGAGAAGACAAGAGGGUGAAGAAGUGCCUCGUGGUAUACAUAUUAAUGCGGGAAAGGAGGAGGAGGAGGGGGGGCAAGGCAAUUGGAAACUAGGAAUAAGGUGAAAGUAUCCAGGAUUUCUUUUCAUGUACAGACGAAUUUAUAAUUUCUCUUCUCCUGCCCUGCUCUGCUUUUUCUUCCACCCUCGUCGUCGUCUGCAGAGGUGGGGGCACCGGACCACGGUGACGACUGUCCGCUUCCUUUCAGGCCCCCCAACCCCAGUCUGACCGGUCCUUGACGCACAGCAGGUGUGAUUGCCAUGUAACAUAACACUGGUGGAAAAACGCCCACUUUAGGUGCCUGUCUCCUGACCUCCCUCCUCCCUCACGUGGGUGACCCGGGGCCACCCGGCCCCUAGUGCUGGGUGACUGCCCGACAGUUCAGGCAUGGAGAGCCCAAGUGGCCCCAGGCUUGGGAAGCUGUCUUCGUCAGGGCUGCCAAGGGGCCGGACCCCCAAGCAUGGACAUCCCCAGGAGUCUGUCAGAAUCACGCCAGGCCCUGAAAACAACAGCAACAAACACAGUCCAGUGUGUGAUGAGCCAGCAGAGGGGAAGAGAAAAGGUCGUCCUAAAGCAGAAGUGCAGGAACUGAGAAGCAUCCCAGCCCAUAUGAUAGUACAAUGGAAGGAAGAGUUUAAGCGCCGCUCCAGGGUUAAGUGUCCGUGUUCAGGCUGCUGGUUAGAGUUUCCCAGCAUCUAUGGCGUCAAGUACCACUAUCAACGCUGCCAGGGGGCCACCGUAGCCGAGAAGCUGAGUCACAGCUGUCCCUACUGUGAGGCAGUGUUUGCCACAAAGGUGCGCCUGCAGAAGCACAAGCUGUGGAACCACCCAGACAGGGUUAAUAUGGAGCCCAAGGACGAGCAGGCAAAGCUUCAAAAGACCCCUGUCAAGUCCAACACCAAGAAAAGGCCCAUGGAGAACAGUCCCCCCUCUCCGGUGUUCUUCAAAGUGAAAAAGACCCAUGAAGUGUCCACACCCUCUCAGAACGGGGAGCUGGCCCACCAGAAGAGUGAGAGGAAACAGCACAGCCACAGCCAGCCUUCACAGCAAAUUCACCAGUCGCAGCCAGUCCAGCCUCAGUCCCAGCAGUCGCAGUCCCAAAGCACGUCGUCUGAUGCAGGCGGCAGUGAGAGCGAGGGGGGCAGCCUUCCUCCUCCUUUCCCUGACGAAGACCCCGAGCGAAUGAGACACAGACGGAAACAGAAAACGCCUAAGAAGUUUACUGGAGAGCAGCCUUCCAUAUCUGGAACAUUUGGACUGAAAGGUAUGACUAAGGUGGAGGAGAAGCUGAAGGCAGGUCGUGUAAAGAGAUCAGAUGGCAGUGGGUUCAGCGAAGAUCCCCAGAGAAGACCUACUCCAAGUCAGUCUUUAAAGAAAGACCCAGCCACAACCAGCUCUGGUGCUGUUCCUGACACUCAAUGGCAGCGGGCAAUCUCAGAGCGAGGUGAAGUGGUGUGUCCAACCUGCUCCAUCGUCACCAGGAAAACAAUCCAUGGCCUCAAGAAACACAUGGAGAUUUGCCAGAAGCUUCAGGACGCCCUGAAGUGCCAGCAGUGCCAGAAACAGUUCAGGUCCAAGGCCGGCCUCAACUACCACACCAUGGCUGAACACACCACCAAGCCCUCGGGGAGCGAAGGCCAGACGGGCGACAAGCACAAGGAGAGAGAAAGGCUGCGCCGAGUGCUCAAACAGAUGGGACGAAUCAAGUGUCCUAGUGAGCACUGUGGAAAAACCUACCGCUCCAAGGCUGGCAGAGACUACCAUGUGCGUACCGAACAUUCCUCGACUAUCACCACGACCAUGACAGCCACCACAAACAACAACAACAACAACAAGGACAGUAUCACUGACACCAACAACAACACCGGCAAAGAGAGGGUGGUCUCUGAGGAAUCUCCAUCAGUAGGAAAGAAGGAGCAAAGCCAGUCUGAGAAGAAGGAUUGGCAGGAGAAAGCACUGUCCAGCCAGCCUAAAGAGAAGGAGCGAGAAGCCAGGGACAAGGACAGGGAAAAGGAAAAGGAGAGGGAGCGAGACAAAGAGAAAGCAGCAGAGAAUAAAAGCCAGGGGGAUGACUUUGAACGGACCCCCAGUGGCAGAGUGAGGCGCCGGUCAGCUCAGGUGGCGGUGUUCCACCUGCAGGAGAUAGCAGAGGAUGAGCUGGCCAAAGACUGGGGUACCAAGCGCCGCAUUAAGGAUGACCUUGUGCCUGAUAGCAAGAGGUUAAACUACACCCGCCCCGGCCUUCCCAACUUCAGCCCAGAGCUACUAGAGACCUGGAAGAACCAAGUCAAGGAGAAGGGCUUCAUCUGCUGCACCAACGAAAACUGUGAAGCUGUCUAUUCCAGUGUGUCAGGACUAAAAGCCCACCUUGCCAACUGCAGCCAGGGUGGUGGAGAACUGGGCAAGUACACUUGUCUAAUCUGUCAGAAGGAGUUUAGCUCAGAGAGCGGUGUGAAGUACCACAUCAGCAAGACGCACUCACAGAACUGGUUUCGUGCAGCAGCCACUCAAGUGGUCUCUAGUAGCAAGAGUAAAGUACUGGAGAACAAUGGGAUCAAGGCUGAGGUGAGGAACGGUGCCACCACUGGUAAGAAGAGGGGCCGCAAGCCCAAAGAACGCCCACCUGUGGUUGUGCCUCUCCAAACAAAAACUGAAGCACCUACCACUACUCAAAACUCAACCCCUGCCGUGAGCCCUUCCUCGGGCCCAACACAGUCCCCUACCUUGAUCCCCGACCCAACGGACAGUGCUAAUUCAGGCCAAAACAGACAGCCCAUACCCUCCACCACCAGACGAAGCAAACCCAAGAGGCUGUCAUUGUCAGAGUAGCUCUGCUUUUGUUGACCCAGGAGCCAGAGAGAGGAUUCUUACUGUAAAUGUUAUGCCAGGAAGCUAAAAGACCUUUCUAACUCAACACAAGGACUUGGCACUGAGAAGAAAAUUGAAUCAACCAUUAAGAAGUAAAACAUUUAGUACAGACUUCACAUCUUGGUUUUGAAGCCCAGGAGUUAACAUGUCUACUGUUAUAAACAAUACUCAUGUAACAGUAGUGUUUUUAUUUCUCCAUUCCACUUUUGUCUCCCUUUUAAGGCACACAGUUCAGUUUCUGUACUCACAGCAGGGGUGUCAGUAGUAAUCGAAGAUAAAAUCCUGACGGACAGCAUUUUCUAAACAGAGGUAGUAUUCCAAACAAAUGCAGAUUAAUUCUCUCUACAAGAUUCAUGUUGUGUUUGAGAGGUUUUAAAAAGGAUAUUCUAUUAGCAUGGUGAAGUCAUUUAAUGAUAGCUAGUGUUUUCACUUUUUUUUUCACAGAUAUACUGUACUGUGUACAUAAACAAUAUCUAUAUCUAUAUAUCUAUAUACUCAAAGCAAUGAUGCCAUCUGUCAUUUUCAAGCCUGACACGUCCAAUUGGAUCAUGAGCAAUCAGACUUUUUUGCAGUGUGUGCUGUAGUGCAAUGUUGUUUUGAACUUGAUUUUUUAAUUUUACUUUUGUUUUUGUUUUUUUGUUUUUUGUUUUUUACUUUUAAUGUUUCAAGUAAGCAAAUGUCAUAUAAGCUAAAAUGUUGGUCAGUCGUUUAUCAUAUUCCACUCUGUUUUUCCUCCAGCUAUGUGGCUAUCACUUCAGUGACAUUUGUCUUUAUUUUAUCUUAAUCACAUGAGGACGAAAGGUGUCUGCUUUGACAACCACAAUUAAGUGUCAAUAGACUUUCCACAGUUCUUUUACACUGAAGUUGAUCAGCAGAAUACCACAAAAAAAGUGAUUGUUUGAGAUUUCCAUCUGUAAGGUAUAAGUUAGUUAGAAUAACACUUGACAUGGCAUUGUUUAAUUGAUUUUAAACAAAAAAAAACAAAAAAACUUGAAGCAUUCUGUCUAAAAAAUGACUGGUAAGGCUAAAUGUUGGACAGAAGGAUGAAUUUUGUGUGAAGCUUGUUGCACCAUUGCAGCACAAUCAAAUGAUGUGACACCAUUUUAAAGGAGGCCAUAUUUUGGCUACUGCUUUAGCUUGAAUCAAAGAGCUGAGGAGAGAAUAAAAAUACUAUCUUUUAUAGAGAGGUUGAGGAAAAUAAUCUUUUAUUAAAAAGAAAAAAAAUUGCAAAUGAAGAUUCACUUAUAAUGUAUAUGAAUUAAUUCCUGGAUGCUCAAAGUUAUUGCCUUGCACUUUAACCCUUAACCCUUCUCGCUCCUCUCUUGUAUUUUUGCACUCCAGGGGUAUUCAACCUAACCUAGUGGCUGUCAGGCAACAGGAGCGGGAAUAUUUUACUCUGAUGAAAAAUGAAACUAGAGAAAAACUAAAUUUGUCAUUACAUGGGUGAUGAGCAGCAUGGUUAACUCUUUCUAGAUAGUAUCCAACACGACCAUAGAAUUAUGACUCACCACAUAAAGCCAUAACUGGUCUUGUUGAAUUUUAAGGCUGCUCGAAUGUUAGUUUAGCUUCAGAUAAAAAUAAUAAUAAUAAAAAUAAUAAUCCAAUAUUAUUAAAUGACUUUCUAAAAUGUGUGCAAUCAGAGAAUAUUUUCACUUUAACAUGUUUAAAGUAGAUACUUGAAACCACAGUUAUAUUAACAAUUUGAACAAAUGAAAACUCCAUAAAUAUUUGAUUUAUAUUUGCAGUCUAUGUCCAUAAAAUAAUGACUAGCUUGCUUAAAAAAAAAAAGACAGAUCAUAAAUCUAUUUUAUAUUCUCUUGUGUGUAUUACCUAAAUAGCAAUCUGAUAGCUUUGGAUAAAGUUGUGAUGUGAGGAUAUUUUGGUGAGAUAAUAAGGGUGCUUUACUUGCCACUCUACCUUAAGGACUUAAUACAUCAGUCCAUUAAUCCAUCCUGCCAUUUUCUCCUUACUGGCAAGUCCUCUGAAUUUUUGCACCAACAAAUGUCAAUGUCAUCAUUUAAAUCAAGCACUGAUGUCAGCAGAACAUUUUCAAGAAACAUUAAAUUUGAAAUUUAUGUGUCCCAGGUGGUGUCAUCCCUACACCGUGACCUUUUAUAUUGUAAAGCAAAGAUUCAAGCUGAAUUCCUCUAUCAUUAAUCAGCUGAUGGAGAUUAUUCAGGUGGGGGGUGAUUAUGCAUGUGUCUGUCUCUGUUAGUGGGACCUUUAUCUUCUAUCCAGGUUAAACUGACGGAGUUAGAAGUUAGACAAGCACUGAUUGGUCCUCGGACCCUUUCGAUAUGAGUUGUCCAGACCUUGUGUGUGUGUGUGUACAAAACAGUUAGCACCUUUGUAAUGACUGGAUGUCAGAAAUGGUAACACUUUUCGUUGAGUGUUAUGCUAUGGCACAGAAUCAGUUCAUCAGCUGCUUGUUACUCGUUUCAUUAAUAACGUCACAUUGACUGUGUUUACCUGACAAGCUUUGGUGUUGCAAUAUGAUAGUUAGGCACUGCUUUUAACAGUGGGUAUUUUAUAUUUUAUCACACCCUUUACUAUCUGUCUUCCUAUGAUGUGGAAAACACAUAUCUAUCCCGCAGUGUGAGCUAACUGCAACAUGUUUAGAGAGUACAGCAAUACACCAUAUUUAGCUGGUUUUGUUGGCUUGCUGAUAUUUUGAUAUUGAUGUGUCUUCUCAAAAUUGUAUGGCUUUUUUCACUCCCCUACUUUUAUUUGUUUGCUUUGAAAAUGCUUUUUACAUAUUAUGAAAUCUUUAAAAAAAAAAAAAAGGUUGAAAAAAUUUGUAGACCACAAAGAACAUUGUAGGCCUAUGUGUCGGCAUACACUGUUUAUUUUAUCCAUUUUGAUGAUGCACAUAAAUUGAGCUUUUUCAGUACACGAUGACAAACACAAUGAGAGAGUCCUUUAUUAUUACCUAUUCAAUAUGGGACAACAAGGCAUAUGUAUGUGUGUUUGUUUCUGUAUUUAGUGCACUUACUAUACCAUGAAAUAGGCUUGAAAUAGGAGUGUUGUUGGAGCUUUCUAGUUACCCUGACUGUGUGUGGUGUGACUUUUGUACCUGGGGAAACAGCAGGCUCAAGUGUCUUCCCUUUGUCAGCAAUGUUAUUUCCAAAACCAAGGUUUAUCCUUAGAAAUCCCCUUAGACAGUCUGAGAAUUUUUGCCCUUUUAUUUGGACAACAGUGGUUCGUUUUGUAUGCUACCUACUUCAAAAGCAGGAAAUGGCAUCUGCCUCUGUUAAUGGGGCCAUUGUGAUCAAACUGUUGAGAGUUUUAACAGAUGAUGUUGUAGCUCAUAACUGGUUAUGAUAUAUAGGUAACAGGUGAAAUGAGACUAAUGAUGUAUUAAAGAUUUCCAUAUCUGAAAUUAAGCUGUAUAGAACCUAACACAGGAGGCAUCAACACCUCCUUUGAGUCUGUUCUCCCAAACUUGUUGUAUUACCUGUGCAUUAGUAUCCCUCAACUAAUUAAUAAAAGUUUGUUGACUAAA